This is a messenger RNA of Brachypodium distachyon (stiff brome), 642 nucleotides long. RefSeq names its product 40S ribosomal protein S21. The record is from RefSeq and is a predicted model, not a curated record. Gene Ontology annotation, biological process: translation; endonucleolytic cleavage to generate mature 3'-end of SSU-rRNA from (SSU-rRNA, 5.8S rRNA, LSU-rRNA); endonucleolytic cleavage in ITS1 to separate SSU-rRNA from 5.8S rRNA and LSU-rRNA from tricistronic rRNA transcript (SSU-rRNA, 5.8S rRNA, LSU-rRNA). Gene Ontology annotation, cellular component: cytosolic small ribosomal subunit; ribosome. The coding region runs from base 182 to 427 and encodes 81 amino acids. The transcript has 4 exons. Gene Ontology annotation, molecular function: structural constituent of ribosome. Lineage: Eukaryota; Viridiplantae; Streptophyta; Magnoliopsida; Poales; Poaceae.
GCCUCUAGGGUUUAUGAAAGUAUAAAUUCCCCUUAAAAAAAAUCCCCAGCUGUAAAAUCCAAUUCUGACCACCGCGUGUGAUCUCUUUCAUGCUCAUCGCAGCGCCGUCGCAACCGCAGCACCCGUCUCCUCCUUCCUUAGAUCGGAGCAGUAGUGUUCCGGUAUCCCUCCAGUUGCAGCCAUGCAGAACGAGGAGGGAAAGAUGGUGGAUCUCUAUGUCCCCAGGAAGUGCUCUGCCACGAACAGGAUCAUAACUGCCAAGGACCAUGCUUCUGUCCAGAUCAACAUCGGGCAUGUGGAUGAGAAUGGACUGUAUGAUGGCCGUUUCACCACUUUUGCUCUCUCUGGAUUUGUCCGUGGCCAGGGUGAUGCGGAUGGUGCUUUGGACAGGCUCUGGCAGCAGAAGAAGGCUGAGCUCAAGCAGUAGGAGUCCCGCUUGGGAUAUUUUGCUAGAAUAGGUCCUUAUGAAGCCGUAAUAAACUUUAUUUGAGGAAUCUGUUAUAGUUGUUUAUGCCUUGCGUAUGAAUGGUCCAUGUUGGCUAUGAUGAAACCUUACUUGAAGAAUCAGUUAUGAUUGACCUUUGAUUACAAAUUGUCUAUGUUUCUAUGAUGAAAGUUCUAUGAUGCAAUCCUUCCUGAGAA